AUGCACCAUGAGCGUCCUCUUCGCGUCAUCGUACAGCCCCGCCCACGCGAUGGCUCCUCAACCCUCAACCCUCCUAGUCCUGUCGACCUCGAUCAGAACGCAAUCGUGUCCCUCUUCCACUUGCGACAGACCGACGCUGCUCGACGCCUCGGGCUCUCGCUCUCUUCCCUUAAAGUUGCCUGCCGCAGAAUUGGAAUCAACAAAUGGCCUUACAAUCGUGGAGGAGAGCAUGUGCAGGCUGCUCGAAAGGCUGAGAGAAGCAGUGACAACAACUCCGACUUGUCAAAAGAAGAUGAAGGAGUGAAUGAAUCGGAGAGCAGGGGGCGAGACUGGAUGGAAAUGAGGAUGCAGGAGCUGAUGGACGAAGGCUUGCUCCAUGUCUCUGGGUUACUAUCCGUGUCAGAAGGGAGAUUGAAGCGAAAUGCUAAACUCAACAUAUCAGCAACACGUGAGUGA
Molecule: messenger RNA, 456 nt
Organism: Guillardia theta CCMP2712
Lineage: Eukaryota; Cryptophyceae; Pyrenomonadales; Geminigeraceae
Exons: 1
Coding region: 1-456 (151 amino acids)
Source: RefSeq, a predicted model, not a curated record